Molecule: messenger RNA, 804 nt
Organism: Adineta ricciae
Lineage: Eukaryota; Metazoa; Rotifera; Eurotatoria; Adinetida; Adinetidae
Source: the annotation of a GenBank genome assembly
AUGGCUCGUCUUGAGAGACAACUUAUCGAUGGCGAACGUAUUAGCGUAGUUCCAAAUUUCCUAUCAGUGAGUCAAUGCGAAGAAUUAAUUCAACGGGCGGAAUCAUCAGGUUUUAAAACCAGUCCUCCGUCAGGCGGUGGUCAUGGUCGUACGCAUCGUGAAGACGCUCGAAAUAAUGAGUACACCGUCGUUACAGAUCAAGAUAUUGCCAAUCAAUUGUAUCGACGGAUCUUUCCAUUACUUCCUCAAACGUUGGAAUGGAUGCCUGACAAUGCUUAUUUUACGAAAGGAAUCGGUGGUCGUGAAUGGACCAUUGCUGGCUGUGUUGAUCGCCUGCGAUUUUAUAAAUAUCAAAAAAGUGAGGAAUAUCCUGAACAUAUGGAUGGUAGUUAUAGUCGCACGAUUACGUACAAUGACGAAUCCAAACGAUCAUACAAACAGCAUUCGUUUCUAACUUUAUUGAUUUAUUUAAACGAUGAUUUUGAAGGUGGAGAAACGAAAUUCUUUCCUGAUAAGCAACAUUGUCGAUUUCUGCGUGAUAUUGAAAACAAACAACCCGUACAUACGAUUGAACCUAAACGAGGCAUGGCUUUGGUUAAUAUUCAUAAUAUUCUUCAUGAAGGAUCAAAAGUUCAAUCAGGUGUUAAAUACGUUCUACGAACGGAUAUUUUAUAUCAAAAACCAUUGGAAUCACAUCCGAAAUUGGAAAAAUUCACACAGAAUAACCCUGAUAAUCAUGAUAAAGUGAUUGUUAGUGAAUGGGAAAAGCAUUUUGAACCAUCUUGUAAAAUGUAUCAUGAUUAA